This is a messenger RNA of Sinocyclocheilus anshuiensis, 4172 nucleotides long. Its product is annotated as signal peptide, CUB and EGF-like domain-containing protein 1. Gene Ontology annotation, cellular component: cell surface. The transcript is spliced from 19 exons. Gene Ontology annotation, molecular function: calcium ion binding. The coding region runs from base 33 to 2786 and encodes 917 amino acids. NCBI's taxonomy places the organism in Eukaryota, Metazoa, Chordata, Actinopteri, Cypriniformes, Cyprinidae. Gene Ontology annotation, biological process: signal transduction. The record is from RefSeq and is a predicted model, not a curated record.
UGGAGACGUCCAUUCACUCACAGCCUUUAACCAUGGGUCCUGCCUGCUUGUCCUGGGACGUCUGUUUGCUUUUCCUCCUUAUAAACACUUUAGAUGUCACGGGAAAUGUUGGAGUCGCAGAUGCUGAUGAGUGCUCCGAAUCCACAGACGACUGUCACAUCGACGCUCUCUGCCAGAACACUCCAAAGUCCUUCAAGUGCAUCUGCAAGACUGGUUACAGGGGAGAUGGCAAGCACUGCGAAGAUAUGGACGAGUGUGAAAAUGACUACAAUGGUGGAUGUGUUCAUGACUGCAUCAACAUCCCUGGGAACUACAGGUGCACAUGCUAUGACGGAUUCAUGCUGGCAGAUGACGGGCACAACUGUCUUGAUGUGGAUGAAUGUCUGGACAACAACGGCGGCUGUCAGCAGAUAUGUGUGAACACCAUGGGCAGUUACGAGUGCCAGUGCAAAGAUGGGUUCUUUCUGAGUGACAACCAGCACACCUGUAUCCACCGAUCGGAUGAUGGGAUGAACUGUAUGAAUAAGCACCAUGGCUGUGCCCAUAUCUGCAGAGAGACUCCCAAAGGUGGUGUGGCGUGUGAGUGCCGCCCAGGAUUUGAGCUAGCCGAAAAUCAGCAUGACUGCAAAUUGACAUGUAACUAUGGAAACGGUGGUUGCCAACACACAUGCGAUGACACCGACGUGGGGCCCGUAUGUGGAUGCCAUCAGAAAUAUGCCCUGCAUUCGGACAGCAAGACCUGCAUUGAGACCUGUGCGGUGAACAACGGCGGUUGCGAUCGCACCUGCAAGGACACGGCCACCGGGGUGCGCUGCAGUUGUCCGGUGGGCUUCACCCUUCAACCCGACGGCAAGACCUGCAAAGACAUCGAUGAAUGUUUGGAGAAUAAUGGAGGAUGUGAUCAUUUCUGCCGGAACACGGUGGGCAGUUUUGAGUGCAGCUGUCAGAAAGGACACAAACUCCUGACUAACGAACGCACCUGUCAAGCCAACCCUCUCCACUCACACACACAUAUAUCAUACACAUGCACUACAAAACAUUACUCGGGUGCAUGCAGCACCUGGACCUGGAACAUCUGUUUAAACGUUUUUUUUUUCUAUGUGCGUGUGUGUGAUUUAGACUCUGAGAACAGUUACACUCUGAGCUGCGGUGUACCUGUCCAGGCAGGUAAAGUUCCAGUGAAGAGGAACAUCACUACUUCCAGCAGUAGCUCCAUGCAAACCUGCACAGAGACGCUGGCCCAGCCUGUGAAGCAGAAAGCACGGUUUAAGAUCAAAGAUGCCAAGUGCCACCUGAGACCCCGCAAUAAGGAGAAACACAGGGAAAUGGGAAAACAGGGCCUUCAGGCUGGUCAGUUCCCCUGCACAGACGACUGUCAGGUGACAUUUGUGAAUCUGAAGUGCGACUCUUCCAAAAAGCGCCGUCGUGGCCGCAAGUCUCCAUCCAAGGAAGUCUCCCACAUCACAGCGGAGUUUGAGAUGGAAAUGAAAGAAGAGGAAGCCUCAGAAUCAUGUAACGUGGACUGUGUGCGUGAGAAGACCAAACUGAGGCUGCAGAACGCCAUGCGCACACUAAGGAAGUCCAUCAGUAAGCAGCAGUUCUACAUUCAGUUCUCCGGCACGGCGUACGAGGUGGCCCAGCGUGCCGUGCGACAGACAGAUGGAGAUGAGGCCUGCAGUAUAGGACAAGUCCUCACCGACGGGAAGUGUGUCAGCUGCGGUGUGGGAACGUUCUACAGCGGAGAACAGGAACAGUGCAUGAUAUGUCCGCCAGGAACCUAUCAGGACAGAGAGGGCCAGCUGUCCUGCGAGCCCUGCCCCAGCACCGAGGGACAGGGCAUCGCAGGGGCCAAGAACGUCUCCGAAUGUGGAGGCCAGUGUCCUGCCGGUCAGUUCUCUGCUGAUGGUUUCCAUCCGUGUCAGCCUUGCCCGCUGGGAACCUUCCAGCCUGAGCCGGGCCGUGUGUUGUGUUUCCCUUGUGGAGGAGGACUCAUGACUAAACACACGGGCAGCACAUCCUUUAGAGACUGUGAAGCCAAAGUUCACUGUGCUCUCGGGCAUUAUUAUAAUGCCACCACACACCGGUGCAUCCGUUGUCCGGGUGGUACCUACCAGUCUGAGUCCGGACAGAACUACUGCAUCACCUGCCCUGGAAACACCACUACAGAUUUUGACGGCGCUAACAAUGUAUCUCACUGCAAAAAUCAGCUAUGUGGUGGUGAGCUGGGAGAUUUCAUGGGCUACAUCGAAUCUCCCAACUAUCCUGGCGACUAUCCAUCUAAUGUGAACUGCGUCUGGACCAUUAACCCUCCGAACAAGAGGCGCAUCCUUAUUGUUGUACCAGAGAUCUUCCUUCCAAUUGAGGACGAGUGUGGGGAUGUUCUUGUCAUGAGGAAGAGUGCCCAGCCUACUUCCAUUACAACUUAUGAGACAUGCCAAACUUAUGAGCGACCAAUCGCCUUCACCUCCCGUUCACGCAAGCUGUGGAUCCAGUUCAUAUCUAAUGAGGGAAACAGUGGAAAGGGAUUUCAGGUUCCAUAUGUCACUUACGAUGAAGACUACCAGCAACUCAUAGAGGACAUUGUUCGAGACGGUCGACUUUAUGCCUCAGAAAACCACCAGGAGAUAUUAAAAGAUAAGAAGCUGAUUAAAGCUCUGUUUGACGUGCUGGCUCACCCUCAUAACUACUUUAAAUACACCGUGCAGGAAUCAAAGGAGAUGUUCCCACGAUCCUUUAUCAAACUGCUACGCUCCAAAGUGUCCAGGUUUCUACGGCCGUAUAAAUAGAAACCCUGAACAUUUCUUCCACGACCUCGGCUCUAUCCCCAUCUCUCUUCCUCUCUUUUCUCCACUAGCUCCCAGAAGGCCUCACUACUGCAAGAAGAUAAAGACGUUUGGCCUUCUUCCUGUCUGAGAUUUGUCCAUUUGUCCCUUUUUGUCUUUGUUUGUUUUUUUUGUUUGCUAAUAUUUAUGUGCUUGAUUUUGCAAAAGCCCCCUUUGGAUGUUUGAUAUCUACAGUAUAUAUUUGUAUAUGGAUGUAUGUAUAUAUGUGUGUGUGCGCGUACAAAAAAUUAUGUGCAAACUUAUGGCAUAUUAGGACACAUACAGACACAAACAGAUAUAUAUUCUUGUUUUGAAAAAGUUAUUUUCAUGCCCCUAAUGUGCACAAGGGGUUUCAAUAUCCUAGUGCACUUAAAGUUUUCUUUUCAAACUGUAUGAGAAAGGAAUCGCUUUCUGCUCUGACCACAACAUAAAAGACAAAGGCAGACAAAUUAAAGAAAAAAAAAAACAAGAUAAAAGGCAAAGACUACCUGUCGGUACGAGAGUUAGAGUUACGUGUACGUUGUUUAACUAGUAUUUGGAGCUUCAAUUGCACUUGAAUUUUAUAUUGUAGAGAAUAAGGAAUCUAAGUUACUUUUUCCUUUAAUGUUUUUGUUGUAUAGAGAUGUUUUACUUUGGGUGUAGAAACAUGAAAUGUCCAAACUUCCCCUCUACAGGAUACAGAAAGAUAUUCUCACCUAUCCCUCACAACAGAAACAGAUUUCAUAAUAAUCCUCUCAUAAUAAGGUUUUUUGCAGUUUAAUAUAAAAAAGUGUUGAAGUACCAUAAUGUUUCACUGGGUUUGCUUAUGAUGUUGCUUAUAUCAUGUGUUUUAAUUUCACAUGAUGCAAUGGGUUUGUCAUUAAUCUGGUUGUUAUUGUGCAUGGAACAUUUAGAGAAAUUGUAAAUAUGGUGAUUUUUGGCAAGUCAGAUUUUUAUUUGAGCUGGUUGUGUCAUAAACUCAUGGAAAUGGAUGCGUUUUGAUUCAGAACAACAAAAAAUCCCAUUUGGAUUAAGAGUCUUAUGGUCUUUUACAUAGUUAUAACACGUAUAUUACAUAAUAACAUAUCACCUUUGUGCUGUGCACAAAGAGACAUAUUUUGCUCUUCUUGUUGAACUGUGGAUGAAAGUCAGAGGCUGUUUGUUAAACAGAUGACAUACCUGAAGUAUGUGAAUGAUGACUGGCAAAAAAGAAAAAAAACAGAUCAGAUCAUUUCCCCUCACAAAUCAGCAGAAUGCGCUUGUAGGAAGACAAAAAAAAUGAUAGAGUGAGUGUCUAUAUGUAGUUUGGGUACAAUUUUAUUAAAUAUAAUUUGCCCAUUUUGUGUAAACUGAUUUGGUGAUCUUUUUGCA